CUGGGUUUCCCCAUCUGAGGACAAGGGUCAGUUGGACAGAGGCUGAAAAGACCGAGGAGGGACUGGACACAAGCCGAAGGUCAGAGAUCUUUCCAUUUACAUGGCUGCUAUCGGAGUUUAAUUUUGGAAACACAGAGAAAGUUGAGCUCCAAAACAGAACAGGAAGAUGAAGCUGUUUGGGAUCCUCCUGCUUUGCGUGGCUGCGUUUCCUAGAAGUCUGCAAAGUGAUACCAACGGCUGCAUCACCUCCUUGAAAAGGGACAUCCUGAAGCUGAUGGUCAAAUGGGAAGAUGCCACUUGCCUUCAAAACCAGCAAGGUCUGCCCCCAAACCUUCUCCAGACUUUGCCCCGAAGUUGCAAGGAGAUCAAGACAGCGCUGGAAGGAGCCGCUGAUGGUCUCUAUUUUCUGGGGACGGAAGAAGGGGAGAUCUACCAGACCUUCUGUGACAUGACCACCCACGGAGGCGGAUGGACAUUAGUGGCAAGCAUCCACGAGAACAACAUCUAUGGGAAAUGCUCCCUGGGAGACCGCUGGACCAGCCAACAAGGGAACAACGCCAACUACCCGAGCGGAGAGGGCCACUGGGCCAAAAACUCCACUUUUGGGACGGCCGUGGGUUCGACCAGUGAUGACUACAAGAACCCCGGCUACUAUGACCUCCAAGCCAAGGACAUGGCCAUAUGGCACGUCCCCAAUGACAGUCCCAUGAAGGAAUGGCGGGACGCGGCCAUUUUGAGAUAUCACACCGAGACCGGCUUCCUGGCGGCGGAAGGAGGCAACCUUCUCAGGCUCUACCAGCAAUAUCCGGUGAAGUUUGGCAUCGGGAGCUGCCCAGCCAACAACGGCCCGGUUGUGCCAGUCGUCUAUGACACUGGCAAUGCACAGCAGACCUCCUUUUACUAUUCCCCCAAUGCGAGAAAAGAAUUCGUCGCUGGAUUUAUUCAGUUCCGGGUGUUUAACCACGAGAAGGCAGCUCUGGCGCUUUGCGCUGGGGUUAAAGCCACCGGCUGCAAUACGGAGACGUUCUGCGUCGGCGGAGGAGGCUACUUCCCGGAAGGCAGCCCGCGUCAAUGCGGCGACUACGUGGCGUUCGAAUGGGACGGCUAUGGCACCCACACGGGUUGGAGCGUCUCCAAAGCGCUCCUGGAGUCCGCCAUGCUCCUCUUCUACCGAUGAUGAGUCCCUUGCGCCAUAUAAAUCCAUACCUUCAAAAGCACCGAACGCCAGGAAACAUGGGAACAUGGGGGACGUCGUCUUUCUGCCUGCGCACCUUCAUAGUCCAUAAGGACAAUAAAACGCGGCUUACGCAAGCCUUUUUGUCUCUU
Molecule: messenger RNA, 1326 nt
Organism: Sceloporus undulatus (fence lizard)
Lineage: Eukaryota; Metazoa; Chordata; Lepidosauria; Squamata; Phrynosomatidae
Product: intelectin-like protein
Exons: 8
Coding region: 167-1177 (336 amino acids)
Molecular function (GO): oligosaccharide binding
Source: RefSeq, a predicted model, not a curated record